CGGGGUCUCGGCGGUGGGAGGAGGAAGAUGGCGUCGCCGAGGCUCGGAGCAGGGUCGCGCGGGCUCCCGCAGCCGCAGCUCCUGGUGCUGCUGCCGCUGCUGCUGCUCGGACCCUGGCCGGCGGCGGGCCACGGCGGCAAGUACUCGCGGGAGAAGAACGAGCCCGAGCUGCCGCCGAAGCGCGAGCCCGGCGGGGAGUUCCGCAUGGAGAAGCUCAACCAGCUAUGGGAGAAGGCCCAGCGGCUGCAGCUUUCUCCCGUGAAACUGUCCGAGCUCCAUGCGGAUCUGAAGAUGCAAGAAAGGGAUGAAUUCGCCUGGAAGAAGCUGAAGGCCGAGGGUCUCGACGAAGAUGGAGAGAAGCAGGCCAAAGUCACGCGCAGCCUCAGUGUGAUCCUGGCCAAGUACGGCCUGGACGGGAGGAAGGACGCCCGGGCCGUGAGUAGCAACUCUCUCAGUGACCCCGUCGAGGAAGACAGCCUGGAGGACCCCAGGCUGGAAAAACUGUGGCACAAGGCGAAGACCUCGGGGAAGUUCUCCAGUGAGGAGCUGGACAAACUGCGGCGAGAGUUUCAGCACCACAAGGAGAAAGUGCGCGAGUACAACGUCCUGCUGGAGACGCUGAGCAGGACCGAAGAAAUCCAGGAGAACGUCAUCAGCCCCUUUGACGUGAGCCACGUCAAGGAGGACGUGCUGCACAGCAAGCAUGCAGAGCUCAAGGACCGGCUGCGGGGCAUCAACCAGGGCUAUGACCGCCUGCGCCAAGUCAGCCACCAGGGCUAUGGCGCCGAGGCCGAGUUCGAGGAACCCCGAGUGAUCGAUCUGUGGGACUUGGCCAAGUCGUCCAACUUCACUGAGAAGGAGCUGGAGUCCUUCCGGGAGGAGCUUAAGCACUUUGAAGCCAAAAUUGAAAAACACAACCACUACCAGAAGCAGCUGGAAAUCUCUCACCAGAAACUGAAACAUGUGGAGAGCUUCGGGGACCGAGAGCACGUGAGCCGGAACAAGGAGAAGUACGCCGUGCUGGAGGAGAAGACCAAGGAGCUGGGCUACAAGGUGAAGAAGCAUUUACAGGAUCUGUCGGGCCGCAUCUCCAGAGCUCGCCACAACGAACUCUGA
Molecule: messenger RNA, 1116 nt
Organism: Odobenus rosmarus divergens (Pacific walrus)
Lineage: Eukaryota; Metazoa; Chordata; Mammalia; Carnivora; Odobenidae
Gene: LRPAP1
Product: low density lipoprotein receptor-related protein associated protein 1
Exons: 8
Coding region: 28-1116 (362 amino acids)
Biological process (GO): negative regulation of very-low-density lipoprotein particle clearance; negative regulation of receptor internalization
Cellular component (GO): endoplasmic reticulum-Golgi intermediate compartment; endosome; rough endoplasmic reticulum lumen
Molecular function (GO): heparin binding; very-low-density lipoprotein particle receptor binding; receptor antagonist activity
Source: RefSeq, a predicted model, not a curated record